Erpetoichthys calabaricus (reedfish) is the source of this 1071-nucleotide messenger RNA. Its product is annotated as F-actin-capping protein subunit beta isoforms 1 and 2-like. Gene Ontology annotation, cellular component: F-actin capping protein complex; cytoplasm. Gene Ontology annotation, molecular function: actin filament binding. Gene Ontology annotation, biological process: actin cytoskeleton organization; barbed-end actin filament capping; regulation of lamellipodium assembly. The record is from RefSeq and is a predicted model, not a curated record. NCBI's taxonomy places the organism in Eukaryota, Metazoa, Chordata, Cladistia, Polypteriformes, Polypteridae.
UAAGAAAUAUCCUAAUGUUCGGAUUUAAGUGACACUCUGAGUCCUGAACAAUGAAUGACCAGCAGCUGGACUGCACUCUUGACCUGAUGCGGCAUCUGCUGCCUCAGCAGAUAGAGAAGAACUUGAGUGACCUCAUUGAUUUGGUGCCCAGUCUGUGUGAGGAUUUGCUGUCUUCAGGAGAUCAACCACUGAAAAUUGCUCAUGACAAGUCUGUGGCAAAGGACUACUUGCUUUGUGACUACAACAGAGAUGGUGACUCUUACCGGUCUCCUUGGAGUAAUUGUAAGUAUGAUCCACCAAUCUAGGAUGGUGCCAUGCCCUCUGCCCAUUUGAGUAAAUUGAAGAUUGAGGCAAAUAAUGCAUUUGACCAGUACAGAGAUUUGUAUUUCGAAGGAGGUGUAUCCUCUGUGUAUCUCUGGGAUCUGGAUCAUGGAUUUGCUGUAGUAAUUCUUAUCAAAAAGGUUGGGGAUGGCUCCAAAAAGAUCAAGGGAUGCUGGGAUUCAAUUCAUGUGGUAGAAGUGCAGGAAAAGUUCAGUGGUCGCAUGGCCCACUACAAACUUACAUCCACAGUUAUGUUGUGGUUACAGACCACCAAGACUGGCUCAGGAACAAUGAAUAUGGGUGGAAGUCUAACAAGACAGAUGGAGAAGGAUGAGACUCUUAGUGACACUUCUCCACACGUAGCUAACAUUGGGCAACUUGUGGAGGACAUGGAAAAUAAGAUCUGAAGUACUUUGAAUGAGAUAUAUUUUGGGAAAACAAAAGACAUUGACAAUGGCCUGAGGAGUGUUCGGACAAUGGCAGACAAAUCCAGGCAAGAUGCUCUCAAGGAUGACUUGAUGAAGGCCUUGAAGGGCAAGCAGCAAAGUUAGAAAUAACCAUCUUGUAUGUCCACUCCUCUAUUUCCCCUUGCUACACACUCUUGCACUUUAGGAAAAGCCCAAUGGUGCACCUUCACACACAGGACCCUUUUCUUCCUUUUCACCCUGUCUGUCUUUUUAAAUUGUAAUUAAUGGCUCAGCACUGUGUUCUUGUAUAUUGAAAUAAUUUCUUAAAAAAAAAUGACAGUUG